AUUUGACCAGCCCAUCGACGAUCGAUCCUCCGGAAGCAUGGCGGCGCCCAAGAUCGCCGUGGUCCUCCUGGCCGUGGCGGCGGCGCUCUUCGCCGCUGCGGGGGCAGCGAACCCGCCCAAAGAUGGAGCCGGCCAGUGCUUUCAGUGCUACUCCUCUUGCCUGCACAAGUGCGCCGGCGGCUCCGGCUCCAUCCGCCCUAUCAAUGGCACUCGGCCUGGCGGUGGCGCCAACAUAGUCGACGCAUUCACCGUCCGCUCCACCGGCGAUGGUACAACGAUGGCCACAGCCGCCGAUGCCGCAGUCGCCCCAGCCCCCAGCGGCGACAAGGACAAGGGCAAGGACAAGGACAAGGAUAAGGACAAAGACGAGGAUGAGGACGAAGACGAGGACGAGGACCGCGGCGAUAGCGCCGGCGCCGGCAGCUGGUACGACUACUACAAGUGCAAGAAGACGUGCCUGGUGGACUGCUACAAGGACCUGCCGCCGGUGUGCUUCAGGAUGUGCGUCGCGGAAACCUGCCUCGCCCUGCCACCAUGCAACCAAACGGCUUGCUUCAAAGCAUGCGGGUACAAAUGCUUCCACAGCCAGCCCAGCCCCGGUCCGAAGCCCCCCAGCCCCGCACCACCGAAGCCCUCGCCUCCGCGCCCACCGAAGCCCACACCUCCACCGCCGGCGCCGACUCCUCCUCCUCCGAUGCCCAUGCCUCCGCCUCCGACGCCCAUGCCACCACCAACUCCCAUGCCUCCGAUGCCGCCAAUGCCUCCCAUGCCGCCGAUGCCACCAAUGCCUCCCAUGCCGCCGAUGCCGCGCCACUGAUGCCCUAGGAAAAGUUUGCUUAAGUACCAAUGUCCUGUGCUUUAUCCAACAAAUUAGAUGCAUGUAUACUUAUUCUUUGCCACCGGGGAUAAAAGAAGAAACACAUAUAUAUGAUGAUAAUUGUUUAUGAUUCUAAAUUAACCUUUUUAUAUUGAUUUUCGUGUCAGAUAUCAUAAAAAAUAUUUGUUAUAGAGAUUUGAGUUAUUUAA
This is a messenger RNA of Brachypodium distachyon (stiff brome), 1026 nucleotides long. RefSeq names its product WW domain-binding protein 11. The record is from RefSeq and is a predicted model, not a curated record. Bases 38 to 817 code for a protein of 259 amino acids. NCBI's taxonomy places the organism in Eukaryota, Viridiplantae, Streptophyta, Magnoliopsida, Poales, Poaceae. The transcript is spliced from 2 exons.